CAUUUUCAAAAAUAAAUAAAUAAAUAAAUUUGUGGAUAAGGUGAUCCAAUCUCACAACUUACAAGCAGGAGUGAUUCGUCCCUCCAUCCACCUUGCAAAAAUACCUCAAAAAACUAUACACUCAGAAAAACGAAAAGGUAACUCAUUGUACCGCACAGAAAAAGAUAGAAAGAAAGGAAUAUGGAAGUGGUUAUGUCAUUGAAUCCACUGGUUAAAUUACCCCUUUUAAAUUCAAGAACCCAUGAAGAUUUUUCAAUGCUUAAACAUUCACUAUUCUCCACAAGAACAGCAACAACAAUGACUCAGAAAAGAAGACUGUUAGUGGUUGAAGCAAAAGGAAAGAAAGGGGGAAUGGCAGCCCGUCAGUACCAGCGAAUGGCUCCUCCUAUGCCAAAGAUUGAAGAUGAUGGCAACCCCAAAUUCAUUAUCUUUAUCCGCAUGGCUAAUGUUUAUCUUUGGUACCCCCUCAAUAUCGUAACAGGUGGUACAACUGCAAAAAUUAUGGUUGCUGCAAAAGACAACUUUCUUGGGAAAUAUAUAUACAAAGAUACUCUAGCUAGGAAUCUUGCAGCAGUGAUUUACAAUGAUGAAAAGGAAAUACAGAAAUUGGCAAUGAAACAGCAUCGUGUAUUGAAGUCCGCGACAGAAUUUAGAUAUGGAUACAAACUUGUGGAGAAUAAUAAUUUGAGAGCUGCCCUUUCUACCUCAGAUGUGAUUGAGCUUCCCACCCCAGAUAAGCUUAAAACGGUUGUUGAUAAGGUGAAGGACUUUUUUGGAGAUGCUAAGGAGUCAUUUGGUAAGCUGACAGCCCUUCCAACGUCGGAGUCAUCAGUGGAAGAUUCACCAAAAGAAGGAUCCAAAGAUAAAGACCACGGCCAAGAACUGAAAAUGACCUCCCAUAGACGAGGAAACUGAGGAACUAUACUUCAAAGAAUACUUGCUAAACAAAAGGUUUUCACCCCUUGAUUUUCCAUGCUUUGGAUUGAUUGGACUGUAAUGUACUCAGAUAAACUGUACUCGAAUUUUUUGUUAAAUAACCUCAAUUUGGUUAGAUAAAUGCAUCAGUAAGUUUUUUGUUAA
Molecule: messenger RNA, 1080 nt
Organism: Capsicum annuum
Lineage: Eukaryota; Viridiplantae; Streptophyta; Magnoliopsida; Solanales; Solanaceae
Product: protein HHL1, chloroplastic
Exons: 6
Coding region: 181-915 (244 amino acids)
Source: RefSeq, a predicted model, not a curated record